AUGUCAACUACAAAAAUAUAUAAUAAAAGUAGGAAAAAAAUGAUGAUAAAUUUUUUUAUAAAAAUUAUUAUAUUUACUUUCUUAAUAUGGAUGUUACAAGAUUCUAGUAAUAAAUGCAAGAUCAACUUAGAAAAGAAGUUAAAUCUAGAAUCUAAAAGAUCCUUGGCAGAAAGUAAGAAAGAAUUAAAUUCAGAAAGCGAGGUAAUAAAAAUGUGCAUAUCAGGUGAAUUAACUUUUUUUAAACAACGAGAUGUUGCAAAAGUAACUUUACAUUUAAAAAAAAAAAAGAAAGAUGAAAGUGACAAAAAAGUUGAAGAAACAAAUGAAGAAAUAGAAGAAAAAAUUAUUGAAAUGGAUGACUUAAAUAAAAAGUUAGAUGAAUUUAAUGACAUGUUAGAGGAAUUAAAUGAAAUGAUGGAAAAUAAAUUAGAAAAUGAUACAUUAGAUGAUAUGGAUAUAGAAAAAGGGUAUUUAAUUGAGACAAUUAAGAAAAAAAAUAAAAUAAGCUUUAAUAAAAAAAAAUUAUGCAAAUAUUUAAAAAAGUUAAAACCAGAACCUAUAGUUUCUAUUCUUUUCCUACCAUUUGUUGCAUGCAUAUUAUCUAUGAUAACAUUUGCAACAAAUAAUUUUCAAUUGUAUAAUAUAACUGUUUUAUUUCUUAGUUUAUCUCUUAUAUUAACGUCGAUCCUUGUAAUAAAUACAAAAGAAAAUAAAAAUGUUUCAUAA
Plasmodium gallinaceum is the source of this 726-nucleotide messenger RNA. Its product is annotated as Plasmodium exported protein, unknown function. The coding region runs from base 1 to 726 and encodes 241 amino acids. NCBI's taxonomy places the organism in Eukaryota, Apicomplexa, Aconoidasida, Haemosporida, Plasmodiidae. The transcript is spliced from 2 exons. The record is from RefSeq and is a predicted model, not a curated record.